Molecule: messenger RNA, 495 nt
Organism: Enhydra lutris kenyoni (northern sea otter)
Lineage: Eukaryota; Metazoa; Chordata; Mammalia; Carnivora; Mustelidae
Product: leukocyte immunoglobulin-like receptor subfamily A member 6
Exons: 4
Coding region: 1-495 (164 amino acids)
Biological process (GO): cytokine-mediated signaling pathway
Molecular function (GO): inhibitory MHC class I receptor activity
Source: RefSeq, a predicted model, not a curated record
AUGACACUCACCCUCACAGUCCUGCUCUGUCUCGGGCUGAGUGUGGACCCCAGGACCAGAGCACAGACAGGGACCCUCCCCAAACCCACCAUCUGGGCUGAGCCAGGCUUUGCAAUCCCCUGGUGGACAUCUGUGACCAUCUGGUGUCAGGGUGGCCUGGAGGCCCAGGAGUACCACCUGCAUAAAGAGGGAAAAUUAGAGACCUGGGACAGACAGAAGCCACUGGAGCCCAGGGACAAGGCCAAGUUCUUCAUCAGAUACAUGAGAGUUAUGCAUACAGGAAGAUAUUGCUGUAACUAUCCCAGUCCCACUGGCUGGUCAGAGUUCAGCGAACCCCUGGUGCUGGUGAUGACAGGAUUACAGAACAAACCCCAGCUCUCAGCCCUGCCCAGUCAUGUUGUGACCUCAGGAGGGAAUGUGACCCUCCAGUGUGGCUCAUGGUUAGGAUUUGACAGGUUUGUCCUGAUGAAGGAAGGAGAGCACCAGCCUUCCUGA